UUUCGGUAAAGCAAGGCGCUCAAAAAAAUCUGUUUGUUUUACAAAACGCACCGUUCAAAACCCAGACGCUCAAUUUCAAAAUUAUUUUUGUGAAAUGUGUAACACCCUGCUGUAAACCGAAGUGCACACAUUCUUUUUCUCGGAACGGGAAACCCAAUCAGAACCCUAUUUCGGCUACUUGGCAAGUAGCGCCAAAUUUCCAAUCAAUAACACAACAACCCCUCGACGUGCAAGAUGAUUCGGUCACCCGGCGGUUUCCUCAAGAACGUGACCCGCCGUAUAAUUGGCAUCCGACGCUUGUGCUCCGACGAGUGUCCAACUGAACGCAAGGGGCUGAUUGUGGGCGUGUACGAGGGCGAAGAUGGCGAGCCUGUUUUCACGCCGGCGGCGCAAAAGUUCAACGACAAAUGCGACAACAAGAUUCUCGAAUUGAUAAAGCAAUCGGGCGCCAGCCUGCAUCCCGGCAAGGGCAAAGCGUUCAAUAACAUCGAUAAUGAAUUCUGGGCCAUUGCCGUGGUGGGUCUCGGUAAGGAGAAGCUGGGCUAUAAUGAACUGGAAGCGAUUGACGAGGGUAUGGAGGCGGUGCGCAUGGCUGCCGGCAUGGGCGGCGUCCUGCUGCGCAAACAGGGCUGUACGCGUGUGCUGGUUGAGGGCCUUGGCUUUCCCGAGCAGGCUGCCGAAGGCACUGCGCUUGCGCUCUGGCGCUACCAGGAGAACAAGAUGCGCGAACACUGGAAAGUGAUUCCCUCGAUUGAAUUGUACGAUGAUCCGGAUAGCGACAGCUUCCAGCGCGGCUUGUUCAAGGCGGAGUCGCAGAAUCUCGCGCGCCGCCUAUCGGACACGCCUGCAAACUUGAUGACACCGCUGCAUUUCGCGCAGGAGUGCGUCAAUGAGCUGUGUCCAUGCGGGAUACGCGUUGAGGUGCAUGAUCGCGACUGGAUUGAGCAUGCCAAGAUGAAUGCCUUCAUGGCGGUUGCACGCGGGUCAUGUGAACCCCCUGUAUUACUGGAAAUCUCUUACUGUGGAGGCCCGCAAGAUAUGAAACCUAUUCUGAUGGUGGGUAAGGGUAUCACCUUUGACAGUGGCGGCCUCUGCUUGAAGAAAUGUCCUGGCAUGUCUCGGUAUCGUGCUGAUAUGAGCGGUGCCGCUGCGAUUGUCGGCGCGCUGCGCUGCGUUUCGGCCCUCUCGCUGCCGAUCAACAUCAAUGCGGUGAUUGCGCUGUGUGAGAAUAUGCCCAGUGGUAUGGCGAUGAAGUGCGGCGAUGUGGUGAUGGGUAUGAAUGGCAAGAGUAUAAUGAUUACCGAUACGGACAAUGAGGGCCGCCUAACGCUGGCGGAUUGCAUUGUCUUUGGCCAGGCGACGUACAAACCGCGUCUGUUGAUUGAUGUCGGCAGUUUGACGCCGGGUAUACGCUCGGCGCUCGGCUUUGGCGCUUCGGGUGUGUUCGCCAACUCGCAGACGAUGUGGUCGCAGGUGCGCAAGGCGAGCGUCAUCACUGGUGAUCGCGUGUGGCGCAUGCCGCUGUGGAAGUACUUUGACAAGAAGGUGACGAACUACAGGUCGGUGGAUGUGGAUAACAAGGGCAAGGGCAAGGGUGAUCCCUGUCUGGCGGCGGCGUUUCUCAAUCAGUUUGUGCACUGCAUUGAUUGGCUGCACUUUGACACGACUGGCGUGUCUAUGCUGGCUGAUGAUAAAGUGUAUCCCUACUAUACCAAGAAUCGCAUGAGUGGCCGACCGACGCGCACUCUGUUGCAGCUGCUGUAUCAACUGUCGUGUCCCAAUGAGGGGGCGCGCGACAUCAAGUAGGGUCGGUGCCAUGCUGGUGACGCACGCCGACCACACCCGACACAACACGACGACACUUGUGAUGACGAACGAAUCCCAUUAGAGUAAGUCAGUCUAUGAAAACACCACCAUAUUAUAUAUCAAUCACUAGCACCACCUCACAUGCAUCCUAUUCAGCCCUGAUUAAAUUUUCAGUUGAACUUUGAUAACUUAACCUCUGAUAUAAUAAUUAUAUAUAUAUAUACUAUACCUACGUACAAAAAACUGCCCUAUCUCAAUUUCAAAUCACCUCUUGGGGGAGAAAAAACUAGCGAAACAAUUAUUUUUUUUAAUUAAUUUUUUUUUCAUGGGACUUCCUUUUUUAUUUAGUGGGUUAUACGACUUAUUAAACUCCUGCAACCUGGUCAGUUGCUAAAAAUCUUCGCAAAUAAUUUUUUUAGAUUUGGAUUAUUUUCGAACGCUUUCUUUGAUAUAUUGCUUUCUUACGUUUUUUUCUUUAAUCGUUGAACCGAACCAGAUUAUCACAGCACGCAGGCGCACAAUGAGUAUAGAGAUGAUUGAUUGGCUGUGCGCUGGUGCGCAUGCGCGCACUCAUUGACACACACAUACACGCUAUACGAAAAGAUAUGCAAAAUAUAUGCAACCAACUUGACGUCGUUGAGCACACCAUCCGACUCUGAUUGUACUAUGAUGGGAUGUUGUAGAAGUAGCACUGAACUGACUUACCGCUGGUUGAAGUGUACGCACCCGGCUUUCUACUACUGAUUGUUUAUAUAUAAGGAUGAUUAGUAACAAAUUUAUGUAACAAAUUGCUUGAGAAGUGCGAGCAGAUGGAAUUCGGAGAGCGUAACUUCUAUACAAAAUUUAGUGAUGUUUGUCUCGUGAAAGUAUUAUUUUAUGGGUAAAAUGUACUUUUUUUCUUUGCCUUAUAAUGUAUCAAAUUUUGCUAUUUGAAAUUAAAAUUUGACAAACAGAAA
Dalotia coriaria is the source of this 2762-nucleotide messenger RNA. Its product is annotated as cytosol aminopeptidase-like. The transcript has a single exon. Gene Ontology annotation, biological process: proteolysis. Bases 235 to 1806 code for a protein of 523 amino acids. The record is from RefSeq and is a predicted model, not a curated record. Gene Ontology annotation, cellular component: cytoplasm. Gene Ontology annotation, molecular function: metalloaminopeptidase activity; manganese ion binding. Lineage: Eukaryota; Metazoa; Arthropoda; Insecta; Coleoptera; Staphylinidae.